AUGACUUAUUCUCAGAUGACGUAUAACACCGACAGUCAAGUAGGAGAUUCCGGUGCUUGUGCGACGGCUCUGCUUUGCGGCGUCAAAGGCAGAUUCGAAACCGUGGGUUUGGACGACGGAGGAAUCUACAACAGAUGUGACACUAGCUUCACAUCAAGGGUCUACUGCCUGGCUGACUGGGCACAAACUGAAGGAAAAUCAACAGGUUUAGUAACAACAACUAGAGUGACACAUGCAACCCCUGCAGCUAUGUACGCUCAUUCAGCAAACCGAUACUGGGAAAGCGAUGAUAAGCUUGCAAAAGACGUCGGAGACAGCAAAAGUGAUUGCAAAGAUAUUGCAAGACAACUGAUAGAAGAUAACCCAGGAAAGAAUUUUAACGUCAUUUUAGGCGGUGGUCGAAGGCAUUUUUUACCUCGUCGGGAACACGUGGACACAAAAAAUCAGGAGAACGACGGACGCAGAGAAGACGGACGCAAUCUGAUCGAAGAGUGGCAGAGAGACAAAAAAAGCCGUGGCUUGUCCUACAAGUACGUGUCUCGAAAAAGAGAACUGGACAAAGUGGACCCUGUUAAAGUGGAUUACUUGUUAGGUUUGUUUAAUUCUGGUCAUAUGGCGUACGAAUCAGAUCGAGACAAGGGAAUUGAUGGCGAGCCAUCGAUAGCAAAAAUGACAAGAAAAGCCAUUGAAAUUCUGAGGAAAAAUCCUCGUGGAUACUUUUUAAUGGUCGAAGGUGGACGAAUAGAUCAUUCGCAUCAUUUCAACAACGCUCAUAGAGCACUAGUUGACACUCUGGCAUUCGAAGAAGCAGUCAUAGCAGCUCUGGAGAUCACGCGAUCGGAUGAUACUUUGAUGGUCGUCACAUCUGACCACUCUCACGUAUUUGCCUUUGGAGGAUAUCCAAAACGAGGCAAUCCGAUUCUAG
Messenger RNA from Stegodyphus dumicola, 925 nucleotides. Its product is annotated as alkaline phosphatase-like. Lineage: Eukaryota; Metazoa; Arthropoda; Arachnida; Araneae; Eresidae. Gene Ontology annotation, biological process: dephosphorylation. Gene Ontology annotation, molecular function: alkaline phosphatase activity. The record is from RefSeq and is a predicted model, not a curated record.